GCCCUCAGCGGCCGCCCGCGGCCCGGCGGCAGAGCAGCGCGGCUCGGCUCGGGAUGGCCCCCUACGCCGCCGCCUACAGGCAACGCCAGUAAACUCAGACUGAGCCUUUGCUCUGUGUUUGAAGAACAGCGUUCCACCAGCACAACAGUGAGCGGCCUGUCAGAGCAGCGGCAAAUUUUACUGCCAGCCAAGUGAGGGUCACUGCGGCCUUUCAUCCUAUGGCUCCUGUGCAGAGUGGUUGUUGGACAGUUAGCGAAACACACCUUGAGCAGUAGUGUUGGGCUCUCCUCAUGCAGGCCAAAGUGUUCCAGGUCUGAUGGAUCUCAAUGUCAGCUGGUGUGUUCAGUGUGGAGUCAACCACUGGACUGUUCCCAAGGGCCUCAUUGCAUCCUUGCUCCACCAGAGCUUUCUUCUCCUCUACUUCUGGACCAGUGUUAUUCUUUUCCACUUAGUCAUGGUAGAAAUGCUGGAUUCAAAGGCCAGCUGACAUCAUUUGGAGCUUCGUACUUGAUUGGACAGCACUGGUCUGCUUACGGUUGCCAGGUGCAAGAAAGCACCGUAUGUUUGGAUGUUCCAGGAAACAGGGCAGAUUGAGUGACUUCUAUCCAAGGAGAGAGAAACAGCCCCAUGUUUGGGAAUUUGGUGGAGAUCAAUUCCUUUGAGACAUCUUCCAAGCAUCUCAGGCCAACGUGACUUAAAACAAAUGUAAUGGACUCAGUCACAAUGUAUUCCACAGUUUCACAAAAGAAAUAAGAAUCUUCUGUGCACUGCAGAGCUCCUGAAAAUUCCUGGUAGGUCCCCAUAGAGUUAUUCUGCUCCUUCAGCUCACGUCUAAGGAGCAUAGAGUUGUUUCUGUUCAGCAAGGACAAAUUAGUGAAAAACACAUCCACUGAAACUGUCAGCAGUGAGCAGAUUUUGGUUAGGGAGAAUAUCACACAUAUGUAAAUAUCCCAGAAAGCUGCAUGCAGAGUAGCAAACAGGAUGGGAGCAAAGUUCUUUACCAAUUCUAGAUGUGUUCCCGCUGAGCAUAGCUCUGGUGGAAAAGUGCCUAUUCUCUGUGUAACAAGGAAAGGAGUAAAACUGAAAAUAUUGAACACCAGACUUCUGUUCUGAAGGGGUGAGGAGUAGUCCACUGAACUCACUCUGCACCAUGGAGCUGACAGAAAAUGUGUGUCCUUUGGUUAAAAUGUGUCCAGGACUUGGCUGAAUUCAUGGUUUGGUCUUGAGCGGAGGUCUCCUGUGAUGGAGAGGAAAAUCUGGCAUGGGGAGAGAGAUGUUGCCAGUCUUUCUCUUUGGUGGUACUGCAUUUACAAUAGGGAGAAGGUGCCCAGGUGGUUUGGAACCCUGUGAAUAGGGAUAGAGUCCAUCCAGCCCUGCACAAAGUGACACAGAUCACAAGGGACAAAGGUCUGCCAGGGCAUAAGUGGGGCCUUCCAGGCUCAGCCACAGAGGCCAGGGCACCGGGAGGGACUUCAGGCAAAAGUCUGUGCCUCUGUUGUGCCACCCUGCAGGUGUGGGGGGACUGGGGUCUUUGCACCCCUCGUCCCAUCCAUUGGAAGCUUUGGAAAUGGAUAUGCACUGCUCAGCUUUGCAGAAUCACCUCUGAAGACUAUUAGUGAAAGAGACAGAACUGCGGUAACAGUUUAUUGCAAUAUAAUGCAGCAAGAGACAAAAAUAGAAGGGGCUCAUUAUUGCGGUUCAUAAACAUAGGCAAAGCACAUGCCUGACCUUUCAUUUGUACAAUUAAUUGUUCCAGCAGAAAGAAAAUGAGUCUUAAUUGUGUGCAGCUUCCUAGAGGAUCAGCUGUGUGUGCCCCUCCGCUCUCGGGGAAAAAGGCUGUGAAGUUUUCCUGAAGGUUUCUGCUUUCCACUGCGGCAGGAAAAGAAGAAAGGAGGAUCGCUGUGUUUCUCUCUCCCACCUCUGCCCUGCCUCCCGCCUCCCAAGGAGAAUAUUGAGCUAUAGUGCUAUUUAAAUAACCUCAACAUUUUCUUCAGUCUCGUAAAACAGGCUCUUCCUCUUGCAUUUUCAGUGCUAUUUCGCGCCUAUAAUAAGGAAAUAUUGUAUAAUGCUCAAUCAAAAGCCGUUUCAGAGUUCAAGAGUCAGUCAAAAGCAGCAACUUAAACCCGCUCCUAAUUUGACUGUCAAAUCACGUUGAUAGCAGUGGGUGGUCAGAGUUCGAAACGAGACUUCCCAGCCUCUGUAUUGCUAUCCAAAUGAUGUCCGUGUACGUGGGCUUCGCAGGGCUCGGUCACCGUGUGCUCGCAGUGCCGGUACCCAGAGCCGGGCUCGGGAAUGACCCCGUGGGGGUGAGCGGGCAUCGCUCCAGGACCGGCACCGUGGCCGCGGGACGAACCCAACGCCUCUCGCCCCAAUGCCCGGGGACAGGAGGUUCCUUUGGAGGACCCCCCUUGAAGCCCUUUUAUCCCGCUCUGCCUGAGGACUGAUGUCCUCCGCACCCAUCCUGCCGGGGGGUCCCGGGGCUUAACAGCGAUCGGGCCCUUCUCAGCUCGCCCAUCAGAUCCCGCCCGCAGAGCGUGACCGUCCUAAACCGACCUCUUAUCGAUAGCGAUUUUUAAUCUCGAACUCACAAAGGAGCACAUUCUCUGUUCCUUAAUAGAGCACAACGCCCAUUGACUUCUAUCCCAUUGACUUCAAUGGGAGUUUCGCUCCAUUAAGGACUGCAGAAUUUGGCCUAAACUGACCGCAAUAAUUUUGCUGCCGGUAAUGGAGCUUCAAAGCCGUCUCUAAUUAGCCGAUGAGCAGGAAUCGUUAAACAUGCUGUACAAUUCCGCCAGCUACGCGGGGGCUGCAGAGCAGCUGAGCAGUCCCGUUCAGCCCCGGGAAAGCUCAGAAUGCGACUUCUGCGGGGACAGCCCGAGGACGGGGUGUUGGACGGGACAUUCCUGCUUCCAUAGCUGCUUUGCUAGCAUAGGAAAAGGAGAAAAGAAAGCACUAAAAAGCCAUGGCAGAUUAGAUCACGCACUGAUUUUUUUCCUUCUUCGAAGACGCCUGAAGAAGAAUCAUUGUAUGUGCCGUUGUUUCUAUUUAUCAAAGAUCAACCUAAUUAGUUUUGUUUAUCCGUAACCCGGAGCACUCCUAACGAGUUACGCAGAAUCCCACAGUGCCUCCGAGCCGCACUUUGUGCUGCGCUCAUCUCCGCUGCGACCUGGCACCUUCCCGUCCAGCAGGAGCGAACUCCGUCCCCUUGAGCCGAACUCGCCUGUAAGGGCACUUCCAUUGCACGCCGUUCGUGGGCACAGCCUCCUUCCCGAAUCUCGCAGCUGUACAUACAGCAGCGUGCAGAAAUGUCUCGCAAAGACCGUGAUUUAAUAGCCGAGCUCUUAAGCGCUUACAAACCUAUAUUUCUCCAGUGUGUCUGUUACCUGUGAAUUUGAAUUUGGAAAACAACAUUUUCCUUUUGAAAUAAUCUAGUCGGCUAUUCGUGCAAAGAUGAAAUACAGCAAGAUAUAUAUAUAUAUUAUUUUAAAUAGUAUAUUUUUAAGGGCAUCUCUGUAUGAUCUUCUCGAAAAACUAACCCGUAGGAGAAGAGAAUACUCCUGAAAUCAUACGCUGCAUACGCAGCGUCCCAGUCAUCUGUUUUAUAAAGAAAUCUGCCUGUAAGUUUUGGUCAGUAUUCUAGGCAAAAUAUGCUCAACAGAUGAUAGUGGAGAUGCAGCCAGAAAACAACUCCAGCUAUUUAAACUGCCAAAUGAGACAUAAAGCCGCAUUGUAAAAAUCAUCUGGAAAACAGGUUUUCCUAUUGAAGUCGCUAUGUGUUAAUUACUGUGAUCUGGAAGAGCUCUGUAUCUAAACGCCUGGAAGCCGACUUUCACCCCGCAUAUGUAAAUGAAGAAAGUGCUGAAUCUAAGCCAGAGGGUUCAUGUUCGGAUUCAUUUCCGUGCAUGCCUAGACAUUAAUAUGUGUUCAUGUAGGGUUCGUACAGUACGAGGUGUUAUUUCCUUAUAAAGAAACACCAGGUCUCGCUUUCCAUUCUCCUUACAAAAUUAUUCGCAUUAUUUAUGCUACAUUGAGCGAUCUAAUUUCUUCGUGAUAGUCAGCUAAUUGCUCUGGCAGGUAAUUAGAAGCGGUUUACAACGCAAAGGGCUUUUGCGGUGCCCCUCGGAUUAUUAAGUUGCUCUGUAAAUUAUACCAUAUUUGCCGAAGAGAGCGGGGGAGGAAGGAGCUAACGAUCUUUUGAGAAGUUCUCCUGCGAUCGGAGCCGAAACGCGUCCCUGUCGUCGUCCCCCCCCCACCACCACCACUUAAAAAAAUAGAGGGAGGGGGCUUUGCCGGGGCUCGGAGUCGAAUUAUUCUAAAGCACGCGAUCUGAAGCCCAUUUUGUUCGUGCUCACUGGUCCAGAAUAACUUGGCCAUAAUGGCCGGGAAUGGGCCAGGUCUGCAGCAAGCUUCCUGCGCCGUGGCAGCAUCCAGCGGGCAUGUGGGAAAAGAAUGGCUUAAAUGGGGACAUCUGUUCAGUGCUGCUCAUCUCGCUCCUACAGCCAAGUCAGGUGAAGGGAAUAACCUGCUCGCCACCUUGUCCCCUUCCCGCUGCCCUCCUGCCACCUCCCCGCCCCCAGCCCGCUAAUCAGCUGCCGGGGUGGGGGAGCGAGGGGCGACCUAAUUACUCUGCCAUACAGGCAAAUAGCGACAGGGAAAGGUGGCGGGUACAUUGUAAGAGGAGCAGUAAAUAUAUCAAUAUUAGGGUCUCCCGAGUCAAAUCGCGGGAGCUCCGCACGAGAGGAGGCUGCGAUGCUCUCUCAGUGCGCGACCGCCGCAGACAGACGUUGCUGCUCACCCGCAGGUACGUCUCGCUCGGAGCAGCGGGGCUUCUCGCACUUCGCAAACGGCAGCAAGAAACGAAGCGUGGCUUUGAUAUAUCAUUAUUUAUUUAUUUUUUUCCAAAUUGUCACUUUUCUGUUGGUAGUUGGUAGGAUAUACAAAUCAAUACAUCCAUACGUUCGUGGAAAGCUUUCCUUUUCUCCUGUGUUAUCUGCGGACUGGUUUUCUGCAGACCGUGUAUUUGCAAGUGUCCAAGCACACCCACGUAUACACAUGCACAAACACACGGGAACGAGCGUUUGUAUUCACGAUUAUAUACACCUUUACGCGUGCAACAGCAUUUCGGGGCACGACCCCGCUCCAUGUAGCACAGUGGGAGCCCCUGCCCUGCGCUCCGAUCUCUCAGUCGGUCACUGUACAUCGCCACCCGCCUGUACUGCUCGUACAAUGAUUUGAGCACAUGUGUGGUUAAACCAUCGGACACGGAGCGGCUCCCAGAUUAUUUGUAAUUAAACACAAUUCCCAAAGUAACAUUUAUCUUCCCGAAACUGCGAUUGCAAUUGUCAACCGUCUGGAGGAGACGCGGGGUAAUCUGGAAGCAUUACCUCCUCUCCUAACGGAGCAGAAUGAAAAGAAAUCAAUACCACCGAGGAGAAGAAUUUAGUAGUUUUUAACUGUAAGUGGCGCCUGGGAGAAAGUGAUGGAUAAUAAGAAAAGCAGAACGCGCCUUAAACAAAUCUAUUGGGAGCAGGAGCGGGGCGCGGGGCUGCCCGCAGUGCCCGCGGGUGGCAGCGCCCGGUGCUCGCUGUCCCCUCCGCUGCUCCGGCACUGAUGGGAGCUCCCGGGGAGAGCCGGGCGCGGCGAUAAAAUCCUGGGGGGACGGACUGGGAUGGGAGGAAAAAGGGAAAGGAAGGGGGAGAUGCGGACGGAGGAACACAGCGGCAGUGUAAAGAGGUGGAGGUGAAGAUGCCUCUUCCUCUCCAGGCACGCACACUUGCCUUCGCCUAUCGAGUGACGAGGACGUUGAGGGGUCGUCGUGUGCCCCCCCCUCCCCCAAAGCGCCCCGUCCUUCCACGCCCGCAGCCCGAGAAGCAGCCAGGCCGCCCGGCGCUGCGGCGGGGGUUGCAGUACCUGAACACACUUUUGCAACGAUGGAUGAAUUAACUUCGGAACCCCCCGCUGCUAUGAACGCAGCACCCUCGCACACACAGGGUUCGCUGGUGCCGGUGCCCGCUUGCAGGCUGCACUCCGACGAAACGACGCAGCCGGGCAGUGGGGAACGUCCGAAGUGAACCGCAGCGGUGUGAGCGGUGGUAAAUAACGACGUUAAUCACCACCACUGCCCGCUCGGCACCGCACGCUCCUCUCCGGCUGUUUGGUUUCGUUGACGUGGUAUUCCCCAUCCCAGCCCGGCCAGGGGUUCGCUGUCACCCCUCGGUCGGGGAAUGCCGCAGGUGACAAUGCCAGGUGCGGGGGCACCGUGGGGCCCGGAUCCCGGGGCAGCAUGGCUCGGGCAACGCGGGGAAGGAGCUCCCCCCUGCAGCCCAUGGGAGAGGGGCCAGAAGCCGUGCACCGGCCGAGGCGGAACGCGGUGAAUCGGCUGUGUAAGCGUAACCACGCUCUGGACAUGCCGUGCUGCCUCCUAAUAGUGACAUUCACCAUCCGGCUUGGGCAGCGGGCACUUCAAUCCUUCCAGCUCUGCCUUGGCAAAUAGGCAGCGAGACCUCUCCUUCCCCAGAGAGAAACCUCUCACCACCCCGCAAAGCUGUCUGCGGGAGGACGAGACCCUGGAAGAGGCUCCAUCCAUCUCCCUGCGAGCGGAGCGCCGGGGGUUUCUCCGAGGAACCCCCCCACAGCCCAACCCCGAAGGGUUCGCGGAGGCUGUCGGCGCGGCUCAAGUUCGGCACUCGCUAAUGGAUGUUGUAGGCACAAGAUGUUCGGUAGACUUGGGCAAGUUGUUCCCGGGAUGUAAAUUAGGUCCCAAAAGCUGUUGUCCAAAUCGAAGAAACAGAGAAAUUAAUCUGGGAGACUAUCCAUCAUAGGCUGUAAUAAAGGGAGCGACACGGAUGAGACAGAUGAUAUGAUUAAGGAGCUGUGGUCGUUUUAAUUAACUUUUUGCUGUCCUGUAAUGAUCAAACUGGUCAACAGACCCGGUCAAUAAGCAUGUUAAUAUCAAACAAAUAAAACCAGGGAUGAUUAAAAACCUCCUGGUUUAUUAAAUUUGAAAUUCAAAUGAAAUUUAUGCUGCAGAUGCAUACAGAAUGCUAAUAGAUUGUAGCUUUAUUGAGAGUGGAUCCCACAGGUUUUCAAGAAACAGCGCGAACAUUUAUCUACUCCCGUACAUUACGCUUCAAACGGCAAGAAAAAAAAAAAAAAAAAAAGAAAAGUUUUAAUUAAUUUCGGGAAAACCUCUGCUUGUUGGCUCCCCCCUCCUUCGCCAAGCUGAUGGACUGCAGCCUUAAGCGCCGUGGUCAAUAAGGCAAUGCAAACCAAACCCUACGCUUUCUUAAAUCCUGCGCCCACCCAGCAGCGGUGGACUCACAGGGGAAGGCGGCGGAGCGGCUCACAGCUCACAAAGUUCAGCAGCCGCCGAUUUCCCAGUUUCAGUGAAACUCGGAGCGGCUGGAGAACGGCACUGACAGCACUGCUGUGAUUUCUGCUCGGUUCUAAAGGAUUUGCCUUUUUCCUCCCUCUGUGUUGAGCUCCCCCGUACAAACUCCCACGACUAUUUUUACAACGAGUUUUUUUUUUUUUUUUCUUCCAUGGUUUCCAGAGCGGCGCUUUUAAAGGAAAAGCGCGCUGAAAACCCACGACUUCCAGCCCCAAAUUAAAAAGCCGGGACGAGCCUUAAGGCAAGCGUAAAAAAGCCCGAGCGAGGGCACGUUCCCUCCGGCCGGCCGUGCGCGGGCAGAACGCGGAGCCGAAGGGAAGAGCCACCCGGAGCGGCUCUCCUCGAGAGAUCCAUCAGCAGCGCCGACCCUGAGCGCUCCGGGGCUGAAAGGGGCGCGUGUCGGUCUCUAUGCGGAUACCCGGCACGCCGCAAAAUGGGAUUUUCUGUGCCUCUAAAAUGUAGCGCUCUCGAUGCUUGUUUUGCUCUUACGCUUUCUGAUCUAUGUCUUAAUAGUUCCUCCCCACCUCCAGCAGAUAAAGGAAGCGGAGGUAAAAAGUUAAUAAGCAUUCAUGCAAGGGAGUAUCCCCGGGAAAUGUUCUUCCCCCCUUUGCGGGUGAUAGUAUUGAUUAAAUUAAACCCGAAAUUUAAACAAGUGUGCAUUAGGUCUGUAAAAUGAAUAUCAUUAUAGAAGGAGACCAAAGCAAUGAAGUUAAUUCUUUUUUAUUUGUUAAACGGAGUUCCCUCCUUCCCCCACCCCUUCCUCCUCCUGGGCUGGCCCUGUCACGCCUUCUCAACAGGCGAAAAUCAGUCAGAGAGAAACGCGACAUUUAUGGUAACCGUCAGCCUUCAGAGAAAGAAAGCAGUUCAUUAAUUUACUUCGCUCUUGCUUCGAAGUACGAUAAUGUACGGUACCCUCCGAUCAAUAGAUAUGAUGUACAGUCGAUAUCCCCUCGGAACCGCUCGAGGGGAAGGGAUAUCUGCCCCCACGACGCGAACGCACCGCGGGGUUCUCUUCUGGAGGUCACGGGCCGGGCCGGGGGCAGCCUCGGCUGCGGGGAGGCGCGGGGGAGCCCGGCCCGGAGCUGCGGACGGGGGGAACGGGAGAGGGAGGACGGGGCGGGGGAACCGGCGGUGCAACGCUCCCGCGCUCUGCCACCGCUGCGACGGUACGGAACUGCGAACAGACCCGAGCAGCCCCGCGCACAUCUCGAAGGGGUGGGAAGGGGCGGCCGGGACCAACCAGCCCGAGAGAGGACGGCUCAGGGCCGCCCUUCCCGGGGCUGCGGGACGAGGGGCGGCGUCCGCUCCGUCGGGGCCCCACGCGGGGCGAACCGCUCCGGUCGCGGGACCGGACCGAGUCGGGCCGAACCGAACCGAGCCGCGCCGAGUCGAACCGGGCAGAGCCGAGCCGGGCCGGGCCGUGCUCGACGGCGCUGAUGACCUCACGCAGUCACGUCGGCGAGCGGCGCGGCGGGGCCGGGGAUUGGCUGGCGGCGGCUCAGCGGCACUUCAAAGCCGGCGAGGGAGCUACAAUUGUGGUGGAAUGGGCGGAACUGAGCAUUGUAUUGCACACCUCUAAAAAAACACUGCCUCUGAUUUAUCAAUAUAAAAAAGAUCCUCUGAGAGGAGGGCACUUUUGUGUGAUGGCAACUUCACUUCUAGGGGAGGAACCGCGGGUUGGCUCCACGCCGCUGGCCAUGCUCGCCGCGACCUGCAACAAGAUCGGCAGCCCCAGUCCCUCGCCGUCCGCCCUCUCGGACAGCGCGUCCUCCUUCGGCAAAGGCUUCCAUCCCUGGAAACGCUCCUCCUCCUCCUCUUCGGCCUCAGCCGGCAGCUGCGGUGCCGUGGGCUCCGGCCUCCCGGGCUUCGGCGUGGCGGGCGCGGCGCGGAACGGCUCCUCGGCGGCAGCGGCGGCGGCGGCGGCGGCGGCGGCCGCGCUCGUCUCGGACUCGUUCAGCUGCGGCGGCUCUCCGGGCUCCAGCGCCUUCUCGCUGACCUCCAGCGGCGCGGCGGCCGCCAGCUCUCCCUUCGCCAACGACUACUCCGUGUUCCAGGCGCCGGGCAGCGCCGGCGGCGGCGGCGGCGGGGGAGGCGGCGGCGGCGGGGCGGCGGGGCAGGAGGCGGCUCACCAGCCCGUCUUCAUCUCCAAGGUGCACGCGUCGGUGGAGGGGCUGCAGGGCAUCUACCCGCGGGUGGGCAUGGCGCACCCCUACGAGUCGUGGUUCAAGCCCUCGCACCCGGGGCUGGCGGCCGGCGAGGUGGGCUCGGCGGGCGCCUCCAGCUGGUGGGACGUGGGCGCGGGCUGGAUCGACGUGCAGAGCCCCAACGGGGCUGCCGCGCUGCCCGGCUCCCUGCACCCCGCGGCCGGCGGCCUUCAGUCCUCGCUGCACUCGCCGCUGGGCGGCUACAACUCGGAUUACUCGGGCCUCGGGCACUCGGCCUUCGGCGGCGGCGCCUCCUCGCACCUCCUCAGCCCCGCCGGGCAGCACCUCAUGGACGGAUUUAAGCCGGUGCUGCCCGGCUCCUACCCGGACUCGGCCCCCUCGCCGCUGGCCGGCGCCGGGGGCUCCAUGCUGGGCGGCGGCCCCGCCGCGCCGCUCUCCGCCUCGCCGCGCUCCUCCGCCCGCCGCUACUCUGGCCGCGCCACCUGCGACUGCCCCAACUGCCAGGAGGCCGAGCGGCUGGGGCCGGCGGGGGCCAGUCUGCGGCGCAAGGGGCUGCACAGCUGCCACAUCCCGGGCUGCGGCAAGGUGUACGGCAAGACGUCGCACCUGAAGGCGCACCUGCGCUGGCACACGGGCGAGCGGCCCUUCGUCUGCAACUGGCUGUUCUGCGGCAAGCGCUUCACCCGCUCCGACGAGCUGCAGCGGCACCUGCGGACCCACACGGGCGAGAAGCGCUUCGCCUGCCCCGUCUGCAACAAGCGCUUCAUGCGCAGCGACCACCUCAGCAAGCACGUCAAGACCCACAGCGGCCCCGGCGGCGCCGGGGGACCCGGCGGCGGCGGCCCCGGGCCCGGCCCCGGCGGCAAGAAGGGCAGCGACACCGACAGCGAGCACAGCGCGGCCGGCAGCCCGCCCUGCCACUCCCCGGAGCUGCUGCCGCCCCCCGAGCCCGGCCACCGCAACGGCCUCGAGUGACGGCGGCGCCGCGCAGCGCCGCGCAGGGGACGCGGACACGUAAGUACCCGCGCGGCCCCGUGGGGAGCGCGCUCCGGCCCCGCACCGCACCGGGCGGGCGGCGGAGCUCCGCCGGGGGCCGCCUCCCCUGCCCUCCCCGUCCCUUAGGGACCCCCCGUCGGGUCGCACCGUGGGAAAAGCCACGUUUCUCCCGGCGGAAACCGCGGCCCUUCCGUCCGGGAGCGGAGCCCCGGGGCCGCGGUCGGCCGGAGGGGUCUUCCCGGGGCGGGGGCUCCGUGCCGGGCUGCGAGAGCAGCGCCCGCCGUCGGUUCUCCGUCCCGUCGGGACCGCCCUCGUUUCGGUGAUUGCCAAAAGCCCUUCUGCUCCCGGAGACCGCAGAGACACGGUGCUCUCCCCUCUUUUUUUUUUUCCCCCUUUUCAGUCGUUUACCUCCCCGCAUCCAAAUGUUUUUGCGUUUUCCGGCGCAUUUGGAUCAUUCCCGCUUGAGUGGGAAUCUCGAAACCCGCUGACAACGAUUAGGUUUCAAGUCCCCUAUUUUUAAACCCCAUACAAAUAAAGAAGCACCGGUGGUUGUGAGCGGAGCUGCGGUUCGAAUGCCAAAAAGAGGGAGGCCGGGGUGGGGGGGGAGGAGAGGAAAGUGAGAUAUUUGUAAAAUACAUCAGAACCUCUAGGUUUGUACCACGGGGAAUCGUUCUAGAUUAGUAACAAUGACUCCACCAACGUAUCGGUGCGAGGUGCAGUUGUCCAGGAGACGAUUUUGUAUAGUAUUUUUCUUGUACAUUACUUCCAGUAAAUAUUUGGAAAUAUAUUGAAGUACACUCGAGCAUUUUUUUUAAAGUUUUUAUUUUAUUUUAUUUUAUUUUUGAUAUUUCUUUUCCUGCCACGAGAAAGCAUUACCAGCGCAGCCCUCCUCAGUUUUAUUUCUGGACUCGUUUCCUGAAGCGUCCAUCAAAGCUCACUUCAGGAUAUAGGUUUUGCUUGAAUAUUAAUUUAGGUAGGCAUACAACUGUAAUUAAGCAAACAAUAUUUGAUAAAUGUUGAAUGACAUUUAAUUUAAUGGAGCAUGUACUUAUUUGCAUUUGCUGGCAGUUCAGGUAUAGUCACAGUGAGAGUUCUCCUCUAGUUCCUCAAGUGGGUUUGCCACGACCCAUGUAUUAAUAAACUGUCCGAGUGAAACUGAACUAACGUUGGCCUAUGUGUAUUUCCUGAAAAUAAUAUUGAUAAAUGUUAAUAAACACUCCCGACACCACAUUAGCGGUUUGCCCUGCUGCAAACUAAUUGUCUCAUUGUAAUGUUGAAAUAAUUUGGAUAUUUCACAUUGAAAUGGAAAGCCCUUCGCUGGAACAUUUUAGAUUUGCAUUUUAAAUGCAUGAAAUGUAAUUGAUUUUUAUCUGUAAUAUUUUAAAUGGUAUUAAUAAACUCCAGAGCGAACAUUCUAUCCCAGUCAGCUCUUGGCUUUUCUUCUUUCUCACUCCACCGUCGUGGGCAGUGCUGUGCUCUGAGCCCUGUGGCACACGCAGCUCUCAGAGAGUUUCUUCCAAAGGGGGAAUGCAAUGAACUGAACCCCGCUGUAGGCUGUGCCACCGCUGGGGCAGCACCAGGAGCGCAAUGGCAUUCUGCUUGACGCGCUAGGAGAGCAAACUAAAGGGGAAGCAUCAACACUGCUUUCAUCUUUCUUUUCUAUUUUUUUUUUAAUUAUUAUUAUUUUUAGAAUCAC
This is a messenger RNA of Gallus gallus (chicken), 12247 nucleotides long. It is a transcript of the gene SP8, whose product is annotated as Sp8 transcription factor. Gene Ontology annotation, biological process: regulation of transcription by RNA polymerase II. The transcript has 3 exons. The record is from RefSeq and is a predicted model, not a curated record. NCBI's taxonomy places the organism in Eukaryota, Metazoa, Chordata, Aves, Galliformes, Phasianidae. Bases 8827 to 10530 code for a protein of 567 amino acids. Gene Ontology annotation, molecular function: RNA polymerase II cis-regulatory region sequence-specific DNA binding; DNA-binding transcription factor activity, RNA polymerase II-specific.